Molecule: messenger RNA, 1959 nt
Organism: Nothoprocta perdicaria
Lineage: Eukaryota; Metazoa; Chordata; Aves; Tinamiformes; Tinamidae
Gene: EPOP
Product: elongin BC and polycomb repressive complex 2 associated protein
Exons: 1
Coding region: 1-1959 (652 amino acids)
Source: RefSeq, a predicted model, not a curated record
AUGUUCCUGACCUGCGAAGGGACCUUCGGAAUUGUUCCGACUACCAUGGAUUACAAUGGGGAAGCCAGGCCGGGGGAUUUUCAUGCUGGCUAUCAAGAAAUCGAAGGGAUAAACUUGGGAUACUUACAGAUCAAUGGCACCCAGAUGUUUGCACUGGCCCAGGUCCUCAAUGACCUGUUUAAGGAUAUUCCCAGGACCACCAUCAGCAAGAAGAUGGAGACCUUAAAGAUCAAGAGCCGGCGCUGCGAUCUCAAGGAGCUGCGGACCCUCAAAGCCAUCAAUUCGGUGCCCACCCGUGCCGUGAAGUGCUCGCUCAUAUCCAAGGCAGACCUGGAGGCUCUGUGCACCUCCUGCAAGAGCCUCAGCCCGCGCAGGAGGAAGAGGAAGAGGAAGAGCAAGCGGAGGGAGCAGCUGCUGCUGCACGAGCCGGGGCAGCUCUUCUCCUGCCGAGGCGGGGGCUGCUGCGAGGGUCCCGGGCACCCCACGGGGCCCCCUGCGCCUCGCAGGGCUCGCUCGGCCACCCCGCUGCUGCCGCAGCCCGUGGGUGGCUACGAGAAGCCCCCGCGGGGCGCGAAGGGCUUCGGCCUGGCCGCCCGGGGCGCGCUCGGCCUGCGCGGCUGCCCGCGGGAGCGGCCGCUGCUCCGCGCCGCGCUCCCCUCCGCUCCCGCCGGGCCGCGCUGCUCCCAGGGGCUCUUCCCGGGGGAGAAGGGUCCCGGGGGCGCCAGGAAAGGCCGCGCCUGCGGCUGCCCUGGCUCCAAGCGGCAGGGCACGUCCGCAGGCUACUCCAGCGACUCGGACUCCAGCCUGGACUUCGGCGGUUCCAGCCCGGCCACCUCCAGCGACUCGUCGGAGGAGGAGGAAGAGGAGGAGGAGGGGGACUCGUCGUGCAGCAGCGAGGAAGGCAGCUCCUCGGAGUCAGAGAGCAGCUCGCUGUGCAGCGGGGACUCAGUGCAGAGCACUCGGUACCGGCAAGCGGCUCUGCCCCGCUUGCAGCCCCCCCGCGAGCCCUCGGGCUCCGAGCGUGCCGCGGAGCCGCCCCCGAGCGCGGGCAAAGCCCCGCGUGCCGAGCCCGGCCUCCUCUUCCUCUCGCAGCAGCUCUGGGCCCGGACUUGGCGAGCAGCAACUUUGGAAAGUUGGAGUGCGGCUCCAGCAGUGCUGGGCUCGGCGGCGCAGCCGGAGCUGCACGUGAAGCAGGAGGCCUCCCCUUCCUCCUCCUCCUCCUCCUCCUGCUGCUGCUCCCCCGCUCCCUCCCCGAGCAGCACCCCCGGGGAGAAGCCGCAACAAAAGCAGCGCGGCGGGGGGGCCGCCGAGCCCUGCUCCAAAGGGGACGAUUUGCACAAAGCAGCCUCGGACAAUAGCGGCUCGUUAGGCCCGGCCGAGCGGGCGGAGACGCGGCCCGGCCCCCCGCCAGAGCCCGGGCCGGCCUCGGUGCCGCCGCCCGGGGAGCCGCGCAGGGAGCAUUUCGACCGCCUCAUCCGGCAGUCCAAGCUCUGGUGCUACGCGAAGGGCUUCAACGUGGACGCCAAAAGUUUGCGGCUCGGCGGGAGGACGGAGCCCUGCGACCCUCCCGCGGCCAAAGGCGCUGAGAGUCCCGGCUCGGAGAGAGUCCCCAAGCGCUGCCGCGUCGCCAGAGGCGCCGAGCGACAGAGCUCCCCGAAGGGGCGGCCACCAAAGACCCCAAGGAGGAAAGCCAGGAAGGGAAACCCUCCCUGCAAGCGGCUGGGCAGCGCGGGGCCGCCCCCGCCACGCAAUUCCUUCAGUCUCAUGGGCAGCUUCCCGUGUAUUCCCUCGCUGAUCGUGGGGGACGAUGGGGACCUGUGUCCUGCCUCCUCCCUGGGCGGCAAAAACUCUUGGGCUCUCUCCAAAACUCACCCGCUCUGGAGCUGGCACCUGGGGGGCAACGCCAUGCCCGUGCCCCCCAGCCUCAAAUUCCGGGGCUAUAGCCUGGAGGACCCCUAA